Cyphomyrmex costatus is the source of this 753-nucleotide messenger RNA. RefSeq lists its product as uncharacterized. The coding region runs from base 1 to 753 and encodes 250 amino acids. The record is from RefSeq and is a predicted model, not a curated record. The transcript has 4 exons. NCBI's taxonomy places the organism in Eukaryota, Metazoa, Arthropoda, Insecta, Hymenoptera, Formicidae.
AUGAGCGACAGCAUGAAAAGAUUUCUUGCCCAUGGUGACAGUGCCAGAUCAAAAUCAUGGGAUUUCCGAAUUAACAAAUCAACUAUCUACAAAAUCGUGUCUGAGACUUGCAAUGCAAUCUGGCAAGCUCUUAAUGCAGAAUAUUUACCGAAACCUUCGCGAGAGAUUUGGGGAAGAAUAGUCGAUGGAUUUUGGAAAAAAUGGAACUUUCCAAAUUGUAUAGGUACACUAGACGGAAAGCACAUUACUAUUCAAGCUCCACCAAACAGUAAUUCUUUACAUCACAAUUAUAAAGGAUUUUUCAGCUUUAUAUUGAUGGCAAUUUGUGAUGCCAAUUAUAAAUUUAUCUGGAUUGAUGUCGGUGACUAUGGAUCCAACAGUGAUGGUGGAGUGUGGGCGAACAGUAACCUUGGUCAAAGUUUGGAAUCUAAUACAGCAGAUAUUCCUCCUACAAAACUAUUGCCUGGUACAACGAAUAUGCUGCCCUGUGCUUUGGUAGGAGACGAAGCAUUUCUUCUCAAACCAUAUCUCAUAAGGCCAUAUUCAAGAAGAUCAUUGACUAAAAUGUUCGAAACAAGAUUUUUGUUCCAAGUAGAAGAGGCUACUGGUGAAUCCUUUAAUGAAGAUGUUGUCGAUUCUUCUGAUUCUGAAAUAGAUAGUCGUGGCUUUAUAAAUGAUGAUUUAGAGCGAGGCCUGGUGGGAAGUCUGCUUUUAGAAGAAGUGAAUGAUGUAGAUAACGUAGAUUUACUAUAA